AUGGCUUACCUUUUGGGAGAUGCCAUUCGGCAAUUGCCGUCGCAUCCUCAGGGUCUCUUUCGCUUCUUUGGUGCAGCAUUUCCAGAUGGUGUUAACGAGUACGAUCUUCUCCAGUCUUACGGUAUUUGGGAGGCUUCCUCCGGCAGCAUUAUGGCUGUUAUCGGUAGCAGUCUAGGCGCAAUGGUGUGGGUGAUUAUUGACGAACAACGCUCAAGAUACCUCUUUGCUUUUCUAAUGCAUCAUAUCUGCGACCGUUAUACAUUCGGCACGGGCAAGGGCAUCAUAUAG
Parastagonospora nodorum SN15 is the source of this 288-nucleotide messenger RNA. RefSeq lists its product as hypothetical. The coding region runs from base 1 to 288 and encodes 95 amino acids. The record is from RefSeq and is a predicted model, not a curated record. NCBI's taxonomy places the organism in Eukaryota, Fungi, Ascomycota, Dothideomycetes, Pleosporales, Phaeosphaeriaceae. The transcript is spliced from 2 exons.